UAAGUUUAGUGUUUAUUUUUCGUUGUAUGGUGAAAAGGUAUCCUAAAAAUUGUGACGUUAGCAGAGAAGAAGUGACUUCUGAAUCACCAACAACGUUUGUGAAAAUUCUUCUUACUCACGACACGUCACACAUAAAAACAAAAUCUUCAUAUAAAAGCGUAACUGCAAAAUGAGUUAUCCAGGAUAUCCACCCUAUCAAGCGGGUUCAAACUACCCGCCGAACCCAAACUCCGCGCCCCCUUAUCCCCCCAAUCCUAACUAUCCACAACAAGGAGGCGUUUAUCCCCCCAGUGUGGGGUACAAUACAGGCUCUCCUAUGUACAUGCCGCAACCCUACGGCGGUGGCGGGUACCCUCCUCCAACCGGGGGUUCCCCCUACCCCCAACCUUCUCCUUACCCCAACCAAGGAGCUGGUCCCAACCCAGGUCAAGGAUCUUCUCCCUAUCCCAAUCAAGGGGCUAGUCCCUAUCCGCCUCAAGGACACUCUCCUUAUCCCAGUCAAGGGGGCCAAGGAGCCUCUCCCUAUCCCAGUCAAGGGGCUAGUCCUUAUCCAGCUCAAGGAUCCUCGCCCUAUCCCAGUCAAGGAUCCUCUCCAUACCCUUCCCAACCCUACGGGCAAGGACAUCACUCCUCUAGCUAUGCACCCUCUUAUAAUCAAGGCCAACACUCAAUCAAGAGCUCCCCAACUGUGGUCCCCGCGCACCCUUUCAACCCCCGCGAAGAUGCUGAAAUAUUACGCAAGGCCAUGAAAGGUUUCGGAACGGAUGAAAAAGCCAUCAUCAAUGUUCUAGCCCGUCGUACGAACGCUCAACGAUUAGAAAUCGAAGUUCAAUUCAAAACCCUCUAUGGCAAGGACUUAAUCAGCGACUUGAAAAGCGAAUUAACAGGAAAUUUCGAGAAUUUAAUCGUGGCUAUGAUGACUCCACUCCCUCAGUACUACGCUAGGGAGAUCCACGAUGCCAUCACCGGCGUAGGAACCGACGAAGACGUCCUCAUCGAAACCAUGUGCACCCUUAGCAAUGCCGAAAUUCGUACAAUUCGUGACGCCUACCACAGAACCUACUAUCAAAACUUGGAAAGCGACCUGAAGGGCGACACCAGUGGACAUUUCCGCCGACUCAUGGUGUCACUCUGCAGUGCCGGACGUGACGAAAGCAUGCAAACUAACCCUCAGGGUGCAACCGCCGAUGCUCAGGCUUUGCUCCGUGCCGGCGAGCUUCAAGUCGGGACCGAUGAAUCAACCUUCAAUAUGAUACUCUGCCAAAGAAAUAAUGCCCAACUUCGGUUGAUUUUCGAUGAGUAUCAACGCUUGUCAGGCCAUGAUAUCGAAAAGGCUAUCAAAAGUGAGUUUUCGGGUGAUAUUGAAGAAGGGCUUUUGGCUGUUGUGAGGUCGAUUAAGAAUCAAGCGGCGUUCUUCGCGAAGCGGUUGAAUAAAUCAAUGAAAGGGUUGGGAACGAAUGAUCGAGAUUUGAUUAGGUUAGUUGUGACGAGAUCAGAGAUUGACAUGGGGGAUAUCAAGAGAGAGUAUCAGGCGAAAUAUGGAGAAUCACUCGCUGAUGCCAUUAAAGGCGACUGUUCUGGUGAUUAUAAAAAAUGUCUUUUGGCACUUAUUGGAGAAUCGUAAACUGCUACUUAAUGUGUCAAAUUUUUAAAUAUGUGUUUUUCAUAUAGUUGGAUUUUAUUAUUCAUUGUUCAACGUAUAUAAAACUGUAUUUUUCUAAUGUUAUAAUAUUAAACUUACAAGAAUAUGGCCAAUAAAAUCGAAUAAUGUAUUUUAUGAGCAAAAUUCUUAUAUUUAGUAUUGAUCUGUUUAUGUACACUUUUUUGCUAUUGUUAUAAAAUUUGAAUGGUUAAUAAAUAUAACGUGCA
This is a messenger RNA of Tribolium madens (black flour beetle), 1869 nucleotides long. RefSeq names its product annexin B11-like. The record is from RefSeq and is a predicted model, not a curated record. Gene Ontology annotation, cellular component: cytoplasm. The transcript is spliced from 7 exons. Bases 170 to 1624 code for a protein of 484 amino acids. NCBI's taxonomy places the organism in Eukaryota, Metazoa, Arthropoda, Insecta, Coleoptera, Tenebrionidae. Gene Ontology annotation, molecular function: calcium ion binding; calcium-dependent phospholipid binding.